CACAAGGUAGAUCUCCGAACUAAAAAUAGUAGCUACGGAAGGUAGCUCCACAAGAUGGCGGAACACAAGAAGUUUCUUGAGGAAUUGAUUCGAAGACCAGGGAAUGGUGUGUGUGCAGAUUGUGGAAAAGAAAAUCCAGAAUGGGCGUCUUGUAAUAUAGGAGUCUUCAUCUGUCUGGAUUGCUCUGGAGUACAUCGUGGAUUUGGAACUGAUGUGAGCCGGGUCAAAUCCAUACGACUGGAUAAUUGGGAUGCAGACCAAGUAGAGGUGCUGGCCGAGAAAGGGAAUGACUUAGUCAAUGAGGAAUACGAGAAAUAUAUUCCUCCAUACUACAGAAAGCCUCACCAACAUGAUGUAGAGGUGUUGAAAUCAGAAUUCAUAAGAGCCAAAUACAGUCGCUUAGAGUUCAAGACCCCAAACAUGCCGACGGGUUACAACUGUCCAGUCAAGGAGGGCAUCAUGUUGAAGAAAGGGAGGGACGACAAGAAGUUUCAGAAGAGGAAGUUUAUCUUAUCCAGGGACAGCAAUACACUGACAUACUAUGCCAAAGAAAAUAGUAGGAAAGAUGAAAAACCAAAAGCAGAAAUCAAUCUAGAUGACAUAAACGUAGUUUUUACACCUGAUAAAAUUGGAAACCCCAAUGGAAUGCAGAUCACAUACUUCUCCAAAGGCUCAACUAGAAAUUUAUUUGUAUAUACAGAUGAUCCAAAGGACGCAGUGGACUGGUAUAAUGCCAUCCGUGCAGCAAAAUUGGAGAGGAAGAAAGUUGCUUUUCCAGAUAGAGAGGAAUCUGAUUUAGCAGAGGAACUGACAAGAGACUUUAUCCUAGAAGGAUGGCUAAAGAAAAUGGGACCUAGGAAUGAGCCUUUCAAGAAGAGAUUUUUCACGCUUGACAAGAGGAAACUUAUGUACUUGGAGGAGCCACUGCAACCUUAUCCUAAAGGAGAGGUGUUCAUUGGGCAUCGAGACGGAGACUUUUCUGUGAGCAUGGGAUGCAGCGACAACUGUAACACGCAGGGUUAUGUUUUCACGCUACAUACCCCAGAACGAGACUUUAUUCUUAGUGCUGAAACUCGCGAAGACAUGAAUCAGUGGAUUUGUGCACUACAACGAGUUACAGAUCUGCCGAUGACACCACAAGACAACAGACUGGCCAGUCUUCUGGUGCCAAAGAGAACAGACUCCUUCCGUUUGUCAGUGUUGAGGACAUAACAAACAAAAAAAAAAAAACAGAAAAAAAAUAUAAAUUUUGGUUGAUUUUUUUAUUCAAAUGAUAACUAAUGGUGCAAUUUUGGUUGGAGUGAAUGUUCACUGUUUAAAUGCAGGGACAUGAAUGUUGUUUUAUUUUAAUAUUAAUGUCUGCCGUGAUUUACCAUAUGUUAUAUACCAUAAACAGUAUGUUACAGUUGAUUUAAAGUUGCAUAAUCUGAGACUUGCACUGGGAAUGAACAUAAAGACAGUGAUGUUAUGUAUAAAAACAGGUUUCGGAUUAGAAAGGUUUCAGAGUAAGCAGGAUUUACUUUACUCUUGGAAUACAAGUGUACUAUCUUUGUGUGGAUCCAGAAAAAUUUUCAAGGGA
Magallana angulata is the source of this 1579-nucleotide messenger RNA. RefSeq names its product arf-GAP with dual PH domain-containing protein 1-like. Gene Ontology annotation, molecular function: phosphatidylinositol bisphosphate binding; GTPase activator activity. Gene Ontology annotation, biological process: positive regulation of GTPase activity. Gene Ontology annotation, cellular component: intracellular membrane-bounded organelle; plasma membrane. NCBI's taxonomy places the organism in Eukaryota, Metazoa, Mollusca, Bivalvia, Ostreida, Ostreidae. The record is from RefSeq and is a predicted model, not a curated record. The transcript is spliced from 9 exons. Bases 55 to 1212 code for a protein of 385 amino acids.